Messenger RNA from Haplochromis burtoni (Burton's mouthbrooder), 1257 nucleotides. Its product is annotated as zinc finger protein 501-like. Gene Ontology annotation, biological process: regulation of transcription by RNA polymerase II. Gene Ontology annotation, molecular function: RNA polymerase II cis-regulatory region sequence-specific DNA binding; DNA-binding transcription factor activity, RNA polymerase II-specific. The record is from RefSeq and is a predicted model, not a curated record. Lineage: Eukaryota; Metazoa; Chordata; Actinopteri; Cichliformes; Cichlidae.
CGCUAGCUCACGUGGUUGCAGUGCUACCGGGAUUUUAAAAUAGUUACGCAAAACGGAGCGUGCCCGCUCCAACCGGCUUUAAAGGGUUAAAGCUGUUUUGACUCUACGUUUGCCUCUAUGAGUUCUGCGUUUGGGUCCUCGUCUCCUGCCUGCACACAGCACACACCAUGACAGAACUAAACAUUUCCAUCAGUGCCUUAAUAAUUUUUCACAUUUGUACACUUUAAAUUUUAGUGGUAUGUGUGAGCAACAUGCUUACUAUGUAGAGAUCUGCUUAUGGUUCAGACCAGUAAACAUUUUCGCAAAUGUUUGUUUUGCUAUCAUUUUUCUUCCUUGUGCCUUCAGAUGUCCUACACCAACAUGCUAUUGAGGAAGAAGAGGCUCUUACAGAACAGCGGGUCUUUAACCAGGAGAGGAACUCUAGUCUGGACCAGGAGGACCCAGAGCCUCCACAGAUUAAAGAGGAACAGGAGGAAGUGUGCAGCAUUCAGGAGGGAGAGCAGCUUGGACUGAAGCAGGAGAGUGAUACCUUCAUGAAGACUCCUACUUAUGAGGAAAGUCACCACAGUGAACCAGAACCAAACAGUGAGCAGCUCCUUUCUCACAGCUCUCCUGAAGCAGAGAGCAGAUAUCAUGAAGAAAAUGGGCAUGUGGACUCUGGAUCUACUAGAAAUGCAGAGCUGAAGAAGAGACAUCACAGUCAGAGAGUAGACAACAGUCCUGUGUCAGUGAGUCAAAGUAGAACUGACACAAAGAACAAGUCUGUACAAUGUGACGUGUGUGGAAAAAGUUUACAGAAUAAAUACAAAAUGACUACACAUCUAAGAGUUCACACAGGUGAGAAGCCGUAUUCUUGUAACACCUGUGGGAAAAGAUUUACUACCUCAUCAACAUUAAAAACACACAUGAGAAUUCAUGCUGGCGAGAAACCGUAUUCUUGUAAUGCCUGUGGGAAAAGAUUUAUUCAGAAGUCACAACUGGAAAGUCAUAUAAGAAUUCACACAGGUGAGAAACCAUAUCCUUGUACGACCUGUGGUAAAAGAUUUGCUCUUCCAGCAGCAUGCAAAACACACAUGAGAAUUCACACAGGUGAGAACUUGUAUUCUUGUAGACCUGUGGAAAAAGAUUUCUGGCCCAUCAGCGUUCAAAAAACACAUGAGAAUUCACAGCAUGGUGAGAUGCCGUAUUCAUGUAGCACCUGUGGUAAAAGAUUUGCUGCAUCAUCAGUGUUCAAAAAACACACAAGAAUUCACACAG